Molecule: messenger RNA, 963 nt
Organism: Tupaia belangeri chinensis (Chinese tree shrew)
Lineage: Eukaryota; Metazoa; Chordata; Mammalia; Scandentia; Tupaiidae
Product: olfactory receptor 51I2
Exons: 2
Coding region: 1-963 (320 amino acids)
Biological process (GO): G protein-coupled receptor signaling pathway
Cellular component (GO): plasma membrane
Molecular function (GO): olfactory receptor activity; G protein-coupled receptor activity
Source: RefSeq, a predicted model, not a curated record
AUGCUUUACCACCUGGUAUAUUUUUCAAGCACCCAGUUCACACCUGCAACAUUCACUCUUGUUGGCAUCCCAGGACUGGAGGCAGAACAUAUCUGGAUAUCCAUCCCCUUCUGUCUGAUGUACACUAUCAUCUUCCUGGGAAAUGGCAUCAUUCUUCACAUUAUCCGGAUUGACCCUGCCUUGCAUCAACCCAUGUACUAUUUUCUGGCCAUGCUGGCCUUUGUUGAGCUUGGUGUCUCUGCUUCCACCUUGCCCACUGUGCUAAGCAUCUUCCUCUUUGGCAUUAAUGAUAUCAGUUUUGGUGGUUGUCUCUUCCAGAUGUUUUCUAUGCACUCUUUUACCCUCAUGGAGUCUGGUGUCCUUCUGGCCAUGUCCGUGGACCGAUUUGUGGCCAUCUACAGCCCAUUGCACUACACAACCAUUCUAACAAUUCCUCGCAUCACUGGAAUGGGUGCCACCAUUGCCCUGAGAAGUGUCAUGCUUAUGCUCCCAUUACUCUUUCUCCUAAAGCGUCUGCCUUUCUGUGGUCACAAUGCCCUCACACACUCAUAUUGCCUCCACUCAGAUCUGAUCAAAUUGCCAUGUGGAGACACCCGCCCCAAUAGCAUCCUGGGUCUGUUUGUCAUCACUUCCACAUUUGGUUUUGACUCCUUGCUUAUUGUGGUUUCUUAUGUGUUGAUUCUUCGCACAGUACUGGGAAUAGCUUCUGGGGCAGGGCGGUGGAGGGCCCUCAAUACAUGCGUGUCACACAUCUGUGCCGUGCUGGUGUACUAUGUGCCCAUGAUUAGCCUCUCUUUGAUGCACCGUUUUGGACGCCAUUUGCCUCCACUCCUGCAGACUGUCAUGGCCAAUGCCUACCUCUUCUUCCCACCUGUGGUCAACCCCAUUGUCUAUAGUAUCAAAACCAAGGAAAUUCGCAAUAGCAUUGUUCGUACAUUCUCUAGAAAGAGAGGAGGGGUCUAA